Messenger RNA from Triticum aestivum (bread wheat), 1353 nucleotides. RefSeq names its product probable histone acetyltransferase HAC-like 1. The transcript has 5 exons. Gene Ontology annotation, cellular component: SUMO-targeted ubiquitin ligase complex. NCBI's taxonomy places the organism in Eukaryota, Viridiplantae, Streptophyta, Magnoliopsida, Poales, Poaceae. The coding region runs from base 108 to 1001 and encodes 297 amino acids. Gene Ontology annotation, biological process: ubiquitin-dependent protein catabolic process. The record is from RefSeq and is a predicted model, not a curated record. Gene Ontology annotation, molecular function: SUMO-ubiquitin ligase activity; SUMO binding; ubiquitin protein ligase activity.
CUGGCCGACCACGACCAGUUUGACCGUGGCACGGGUAGUACGACCCCUUCCUAUGUUUCCACCCCAGGUGAGCCCUCCUGCCCUACGGUCCUACCCCGGCGGCCAAGAUGAACGUGCGGCAGACGACGCACAUGAGUCAUGUCGGCGGUGGCGCCGGCGGGAUGCCGCCGCGGCAGCCGCAGAUGCGGUACGUGGCAGGCCUCGCCGCGGCGGCCGAUCCCGAGUUUGUCGCGCUGCGCGCCUUUAUCCGACGGGAGAUAUUCAAGUGUAUAGAAACGAGACCAGUGCCAGCUCACCGGCGGCGGCUGCUGCCAGUGAUUGCAAAGCAGAUGGAGUAUACCUUGUAUAGAAAAUACCCAAACAAGAUGGACUACGGCAAAAUGGCGAAAGGGCCAAUUAAGCCACUCAUUAUGUUUGUUGUGAGGACCUUGCAUGCCGAGAGCCAGCAACAUCGACAAAACCAACAAUGGUCAAGACAGAUAGCUUCUUCCACCCGUUAUGGGAUAAUGAUUCCGACACCUGGUAUCACACAAGGCGCAAGCGAAACUUCUACAACGUCUUAUCUAACAUACAACAUGGAUCCUUCAUCUGGUGCCGGCUUGGUUCCAGGGAGUGCCAAUAGUGGUACCUCGCUGCGAGGGGGAGCUCCUGAUGAGCAUGUGAACACAAUGUUGUCUCAGGGGAUACUCCCUACACAACAUGGUUGGUCUAGAGCGUCCAACAAUAACCUUGUAAUAAACACAGUAGACACACCUGAAACCAACAAACACUUGUUGACUCAGGCAUGCCCCGCACCUUCGAAGGAUCUCCCAAAGGAACCAAAGUUCAGCUGCCCAGUCUGCAUGAACGAGUUGGUCGAUGCGUCGUCGACUAUCUGCGGCCACAUCUUCUGUCAGAAGUGCAUCGAGGCCUCCAUCCAGGCUCAGAGCAAGUGCCCUACCUGCCGUAGGAUGCUGACCGUGAACAGUUUUCACCGUAUCUACCUCCCGACCAUGGACUGAAAUGAUCCAGCCAUUCGAGGUGUGGUGGACCAUCGACAUCUGAACCUUCUCCUCAUCGGCAUUUUGCUGAUUCUGUCUUAACUAUUCUUCACAUGGGUUAUAUCAUUAGCAUUCAGUUUUUGCCGAACAGUUUAACAAGUGCUUGAGUAGCAGUUAAUAAUCUGCAUCCUUGGUGGUAAUUGGUAAGGGUUUAAAGGAUACGUAUUGUGAACUUCAUCUGCAAAGAAAUAUCAGGGUAUAUGGUGGUGGCUGUGUGUAUCAUUUGAUGAGGCCGGGCGUUAUCCUCCUUUUCGAAAAAGGGUACAUGGUGGUGUUCACCCACUCUAGAAUAUGUGUUUGUGAAGUAAAGAAG